AUGGCAUCGACAACUGGAAUUCCUCAAGAUCACCCAGCAACCAUUGAAGCGCGCGAGGAUGAGCCACUAUUAGGAAGUCCAGGAGAUGUAACACAAAAACCUGAUGAGCGCAUUUACCGAAACCUCUUCACUGCUACCCCGCAACAGAAGCUUACUGGUACCCGCAUCCACUACACGAUUCAACUACUCAGCGUGAUCCUUUUCAUAUCCGCCUUCACCAUCAUUGAGAUCAACAAGGGCUCCCAUCCGCACUUUGUUUCCCCACAUGGUAUAUUAGGUCUGAUCACUAUCAUCACUAUUGCGCUACAAGCCCUAGUCGGUGUGAUCCAGUUCUUUGUACCUGUCACUGUCCUCGGUAGCGUCGACGCAGGAAAGAGGAUCUACAAGUAUCAUCGUUGGAGCGGCUAUGUUUUGUUACUGCUGGAGAUGGCGACUAUCGUGGCGGCGACGCAGACCACGUACAACCUAGCGGCGAUCCAUAUUCCUCUAUGGGGUGUACUUGUUUCUGUUGUUUUGAUUCUCUCUGGCGUGGGAGCGAGGAUCAAAAAGCAUAAGCUGGGUCUAUGA
Penicillium soppii is the source of this 567-nucleotide messenger RNA. RefSeq names its product cytochrome b561 domain-containing protein. The transcript is spliced from 2 exons. The record is from RefSeq and is a predicted model, not a curated record. Gene Ontology annotation, molecular function: transmembrane monodehydroascorbate reductase activity. Lineage: Eukaryota; Fungi; Ascomycota; Eurotiomycetes; Eurotiales; Aspergillaceae. The coding region runs from base 1 to 567 and encodes 188 amino acids.